This is a messenger RNA of Sugiyamaella lignohabitans, 1500 nucleotides long. It is a transcript of the gene ESA1, whose product is annotated as NuA4 histone acetyltransferase complex catalytic subunit ESA1. Lineage: Eukaryota; Fungi; Ascomycota; Dipodascomycetes; Dipodascales; Trichomonascaceae. The record is from RefSeq and is a predicted model, not a curated record. Gene Ontology annotation, molecular function: histone acetyltransferase activity. The transcript has a single exon. The coding region runs from base 1 to 1500 and encodes 499 amino acids. Gene Ontology annotation, biological process: regulation of DNA-templated transcription.
AUGACCGACGGGACGCCUAGCCGGACAGCGAGCGUUUCGCCGGGCCCUGGUUCUGGCACUAAUGGAGAGGGCACACCAGCUCCCACUUUACCGGCACCAACCAUCACUAUUACGUCCACACAACAGGUUCGUGUAGGUUUCAAGUGUUAUGUUGAGAAGAACGGCGAAAAGAGACUGGCAGAAAUCCUCUCAACUCAUGUUAGAAAGGGCAACCUGGAGUUUUAUGUGCAUUAUGAAGACUUCAAUAAGCGUUUGGAUGAGUGGGUGAGCGAGAGCAGAAUCGACUUGAGCCAACCGGUGACUUUACCGCGUCCUGAAAAGCCAAAGAAGAGCGGUUCAGAAACGCCAAAGGCCGGGCCACAUAACAAGGUUGGAAAGAAGUCCACAAAAAAGACUACUAAAGCUGCAGCAGCGGCGGCAGCAGCUGCUGCUAGACAUUCUGGGGUCUCAACUCCUAAAAACAAGAAGAUUGGUGCUGGCAAGGAAAAUGAAGAACCAGUCUCAACGCCGGGGAAUGCUGAUGUUAUGGAUUUGGAUGAUAUCAAAGUCAAUACUCAACAGGAUCCAGACGACUUUAACCGUGAAGAAGAGAUUGAAAAACUUAGAACAUCGGGAUCUAUGACACAGAAUGCACAUGAAGUCGCUCGUGUUCGUAACGUAUCAAAAAUUAUAAUGGGUGAAAAUGAGAUCGAACCUUGGUAUUUCAGUCCUUACCCAAUCGAACUGACAGAGGAAGACCAGAUAUACAUUUGUGAAUUUUCACUGAGCUAUUUUGGAUCUAAGAAGCAGUUCGAGAGAUUCAGAUCCAAAAGUACCUUGAGGCAUCCGCCAGGAAACGAAAUCUAUAGGGACGAAAAUGUGUCGUUCUUUGAGAUUGAUGGUCGCCGUCAGCGUACGUGGUGUAGAAACCUGUGUUUGUUGUCCAAGCUCUUCCUUGACCACAAAACUUUGUACUACGAUGUCGACCCAUUUCUGUUUUAUUGCAUGACAAAAAGAGAUGAAAUGGGCCACCACCUUGUAGGAUACUUUUCUAAAGAAAAAGAGUCUGCUGAAGGUUACAAUGUAGCUUGUAUUCUGACACUUCCUCAAUAUCAACGACAUGGUUAUGGUCGAGUAUUGAUUGAUUUCAGCUACAAUCUGUCUAAGAAAGAAGGUAAAGUGGGCUCUCCUGAAAAACCUCUCUCUGAUUUGGGUCUUCUCAGUUACCGAGCUUACUGGGCUGACUCUAUUGUUGAGCUACUUAUUGAGUCAGGGAAAAAUGACACAACUAUUGAAGAGAUCUCAUCUUCAACGGCCAUGACUACUACCGAUAUCAUCCACACCCUUCAAACUCUGGGAAUGUUGAAAUACUAUAAAGGGCAACAUAUUAUUUGCCUGACAGAAGCCGUGGUUGAGAAAUAUGAUCGCCAGAAGGCCCGUAAACGAAUCCGUAUUGACCCGUCAAAGCUGCUUUGGAAACCGCCUGUAUUCACUGCUGCCCAACUACGGUUUGCCUGGUAA